Messenger RNA from Nilaparvata lugens (brown planthopper), 7432 nucleotides. RefSeq lists its product as uncharacterized. Gene Ontology annotation, biological process: proteasome-mediated ubiquitin-dependent protein catabolic process; protein linear polyubiquitination. NCBI's taxonomy places the organism in Eukaryota, Metazoa, Arthropoda, Insecta, Hemiptera, Delphacidae. Bases 217 to 5511 code for a protein of 1764 amino acids. Gene Ontology annotation, cellular component: LUBAC complex. Gene Ontology annotation, molecular function: ubiquitin binding; ubiquitin-protein transferase activity. The transcript has 17 exons. The record is from RefSeq and is a predicted model, not a curated record.
GGCCAUAGCAAAGCAUGAAGAAGCGCCACCAUAUUGAGUUUGUGCUUGAGUCGGUGAAUUUGUGCAAGGAUAACAUUUGUAAAAUUAUUGUUAUUGUUACUUCGUGUUGGAAAUUAUCUGAUUGUAGAAAUAACUGAAAUGGUAUUACUCGUCAAUUGUAUAAAUCGGAUACAAGAACUGAUUUGAAAAAUUCCAGAUUUUCUGUAACUUAAUAAAAUGGAAGAAGCAGCUGUUAAAAAUAUGAAAUUAUCAAGAUCAAAGAGGAAAGCAACAUCAUCCCAAUCUCAAUUUAUUGAUGGUGAAAAUAGGCCUAUAUCGGCAGCAGCUAGUGGUUCAUCAUCAUCUCAGCCCAACACCUUUGGCAAGGAAAGCCAAGACGACUGUCAUAUGUCUGAAGAUGAAGCAGCUGCCAAUAAAGAAUUUAGCUUUUGCAUCGACAAGGAUGUGAGUCGAUCAAGCAAUGAGUUCUACUCUGCUGAUGAUGCGUCCACUCCCGGAAAAAUCGAUGAAAAACGGUCACCGAUUUUCAAGGCCAAUGGAAAGCGGUCACCGAUUUUCGGAGACAGUGGAAAGCGGUCACCGAUAUUCGAAUUGAAUGGAAACCGGUCUCCGAUCUUCGAAGACAGUGGAAAACGGUCACCGAUUUUCGAAUUUCGUGGAAAACGGUCUCCGAUUUUCGAAGACAAUGGUAAACGGUCACCGAUCUUCGAAGACAAUGGAAAUCGUUCGCCGAUAUUUGAAUACAGUGGAAAUCGUUCGCCGAUGUUCGAAGACAUUGGAAAUCGGUCACCGAUUUUCGAAGACAGUACCUAUUCGCCAGGUUCUGGUGUAGUUUGUAACGGUGAUGAUGGGGGGCAAGGUUCUGCGAAUAGUUCGAAAGGUAGUGAAGGUUCCAAAAAUGGAACGAAAAGGUCGAGUGUGGAAGCUGAAAGCAGCACUUUGAAAAAAAUUAGAUUGAACAAUUCUGAGGAGAGUUUGAAGACUGAAGGUAAUCCAGGAGAUAUCACUGUCACUAAACAUAGUGCAGAAGAUGUCGAUUUGUUUGAUGAAAGUUUAAACCUUCCCAACACCACCGAAUACUUCAGUGAACUUGAGAAAUCUGUUCUGGAGCAAGUGUCUUCCUUGGUACAUAAAGAACUAGACGCCGAAGUGAUGAGCCAGGGUGGCAUCAGUAUGGAACACCUGCAGAAGUCGAACGUCUGUCCUCUGUGCCUCAAGUCGUUUGACAGGAUAGUGCCUCAUGUAAAAAGUUGCGCCGCCAAGAAAAAAGUUGGCACGGACAAGUUGUUUGAGGCGAUCAAGUUGCAGUUGAAACAGCAUCAGGAGAGGGAGGCAAUGGGGUUGCCCCCCCUGGUGCAACAGCCGGCCCCCAAGAAGAAGAGCAAGGCGAAAGCGACCGUAUCUGUACCUGAGGGAUACGAUUCAAAUCUUGAGCUGGCCAAGGCUCUGUCCGAAUCUGCAGCAAUGGAAUCUCAGGACUCGUAUGUGUGCAACUCAGAGGCAAACAGCAGCAGCGGUAGCAGUGAUACGACUAAGAAAACUGCUUCGAUCUUCGGUCCAGCUUCCAGCAAUGUCAGCAGCUGUACUAGUAAACUAAAAGGCGGUUCAUCGCUUCUAUUCAAUAGGAGUGACGAAGACCGCGAGCGGAUUGUGACAGAGAAGGUAGCCAUUGUUCUGUUGCACAGUGAUGAGCAGGAUAACCUGAUUAAUGAGUCGGCGCCUGUGAUUCCCUCCUCGUCUAAAAUGAAGGAGAACCUCAAUAAGGCUGAAUGCAAUGGAGUGAACAUGGAAACCAUUACAACUGAUGAAGACACACGCUCGGAGGCUGCUGAGUUCAAUAAUGCCAAUCAAAGAAAUGAGUUAGUAAACGGAGAUGUGGGUGGAGCAGAAAAGGAAGUGCCAGCUAGAUUGAACCCGAUUGCAGUUCGAAAGAUGAACAAAACGAGUCGCAGCUACCGGAGUAACAUGAGGAAAUUGUUGCAAGAAAGAGCGAUGUGCGACCUGUCAGUGGUCGUCGAAGAUGACCUUGAAGUGGAAGUUCACAGGCUGAUGAUGAGAGCGCACUGUCCGGCCAUUCUGGAAGAGGCUGUCAUCCGGUUUGUCGAUGGAGACGUGAAGCGGUUCGUCAUGUGGAAGGAUGUUCCCAAAGAGGUGGCCAUCGCAUUCUUCGAAUACAUCUACUGCGAAGACCUCGACAAGGCCAACACUCUCCCUGAAGAGAAACUGAAAAUACUGCAGGAUCUGACUGAAAAGUACGAGAUACCCGGACUGAAGUUCAUCAUGAAAGACAUGCAGGUUGGUGAGGGUGAGAGAGAGACACCUGUCAGGGAUCUUGAUGAAGCAACAACUGCUACUAAUUCCUCGGGAGACGAGUUGAACAAAGGUGUUGACGGUCAACCGGCGCCUCUCCUCAAUGCGACUGCCACGCCCAAAGUGGACAGGUCGAAGGUUGCCAAGUAUCCUUUGAAAAAACGUUCCAGGAUUUCGAGCAAGCAAACGUUGCCGUCUUUUCCAAACAUUCGCUCUCAAAGCCAGGCCGUGAACAAAUCUGUGAUCACCAGUCGUCGGGAGAGUCUAACUAUCAACUGUGAUUCGGCGGAUGAGAUUCAGAUAAUUGAAGAGCGGAAAAAAGAGGCGCCGAAGAUUGCCGAUGUGAUCACGCUGAGUGACUCGGACAAUGCGCUGGCUCCAGAUGAAGAUGUGAAUAAGCUGAAGAAAUCAUCGAAGGCGAGUAAAUCGAAAGUAGUUGCUAGAAUGAGAACGACAGGUUUUGGAAAGAAGAGGAUUUGGGAAGGGUCUACAGAUUCGGAAAGCGGUGAAGGACCAAGUCAGUCGAAUUCUCCAAGGGGAAAGACGACGACGAAAUCCAGUCACGUGACUUUCCGCCCGUGGUUUGAAGACGUCGUCCCCUACUUCGAUCCGAACAAGCCGUCUACUUCCAGAGCUGCAGAUCAGUUUGACAAAUGGACCGCUGUCAGAAACGGACGCAAAGAUGACGUCACUGAGAAUCUGUUAGAGGGCGCUCGCUAUGAAGCCAACUACGAUUAUCAGGAUGCAUUAUGGAAAAUGAAACUGAUCAAGGAUGAUUUGCUGGAAUUUUCUGCUACAAAUUCCAAGCCCUUGGCUCCCAAAAAUGAUGCGGUGAGUCCGUAUCAUUGGAUGCUAGACGAGCAAGGUGCCAUCAAAAGUGCAUCUCAACAAGAUUCAUUGAAAGACGGGACCAAUCUAGAUAAUUUGGGAUUCUGUGUGGCAAGGAACGAAAACAACGAAUGGAGAAUCAGUGGUGGCAAUCAAGGCUAUUUACGUGAAAUGAAGAGAAUUGCUGAGGAGAGACGCAAAAGACUUCUGGAGGAUGUGAUUGACAGUGAUCCGAUGUACCGAGCAAAUGUCAGAGAAACUGAAAUGAUGAGCAUUGCUCAACCGAAACAGAAUUCCGAUGAGCUGAAGAGAAGAAGGCGUCGCUGCUCGGCCACUGUGACCAGGGGCGACCUGGAGGGGGAAGAAGCUGCCAUGCUUAACGUCGAUGACGACAUCUUCAAGAAUGCAACAACACCCGACACGUCAGCCACUAUGAUGAACACUACGCGGGAAUUCUUCGAGAAAAUCGCUCUGCCACAUAACGAAGGCAACCCUCCUGAAGAAAACGUGAUUGGGAUGUUUGACCAGGCAUUGGCGGAUGUGGCUCCUCUGAAUCUGGAAGUCUUUCCCAAGAAAGCUGUUGGAGGUGCUUCAAAAAAAGAACAUGAAAACAUGGACCGCGGUCUUCUUGAUCCCUAUGGUUUGUCGGUGUUUACAACAUCAGCGAAACAAAAACAACAAGGAAAAGGAAGGACAGUAGCAGCUGAUUCGACUGUUCCAGACCUGGUUAACAAAGAGUUAGCGCUACCUCCUCCUCUAAGUAAUGAAGUAGUGAAAAAUCUGGUUGUCAAUACUAUCAUACCUCUAUUUAAUAAAGCUGAGAUUCCACUUGAGGUUCCUCCGCCAGUUAAUAAAGCUGAGUUUCCACUUAAUGCUCUGUUCGUUCCUCUGCCAGUUAAUAAAGCUGAGAUUCCACUUGAUGCUCCGUUCGUUCCUCCGCCAGUUAAUAAAGCUGAGGUUCCAAUUGAGGCUGCGUUCGUUCCUCCGCCAGUUGAUGAAGCUGAGAUUCCAAUUGAGGCUCUCGAGGUAGAAGUGGCCGCUAAUGCGGAAGAGGAAGAUGUUGAAGUAGAAGUCGACGUAGUAGACAAUGAGCCUCUUAUCGAAAUGAUGAAUUUGCCUGCUAACCAGAUGAACAAAACUCUACUUGACCCCGAACCCAUUAUCGAGCCGGAUCAUACUCCGAGGCCCAAUUUCAACAAAAUGAAGAAAUGUGAACUGAUGGAACGCCUGUCACAAUAUGGGGUGAAAACGAACAUGACAUGCGUUCGAGCUAGGAAGCUGCUGACACAUAUCUACGAUAUCACACACCAACAGGUGCGGGUCCCCAAGGGAGGGAAAAAGAUGGCCUUGAAAAAGGACUACGACCCUGAUGACUUGAGGCGUGAGAUCGUCAAGUACGAUCAUGAUGCUUAUGCGGGUCAAGUGGGAGGUGGUGCCGAAGAGAACAACAACCAAACAAGAGUCGAAAGAGAAAAUGCAGGAAUACCAGCGGCAAUCGGAGUUGCCCCAGAACCAGGCCCCAGCACCCCAGAACCAGGCCCCAGCACAGCUUCAGAUGGCGAGAACAAAGUUCGUCUGACAAUUCUGGAGAAGGCUAUGAUUUAUAAUGAAAAAUUGAGCGACACCUACCGUGAAUUAUUGGAAUUGGAGAAUGAGCCAGUGAUUCGCAACCCGGAGCAGUUUGAAUGUCCCACAUGUUUCGACAUUAUUGAAGUGGGCGGAGGAAUUGUCUUGAAAGAAUGCGUGCACUCUAUUUGCAGGACCUGCUUGUCAAGACUGGUGGAAAGUAGCGAUGAGGCUGAGAUAAAAUGUCCAUGCUGCACCAGCGUCAUCCAGGAACGCGAAAUCAAAGUGGUGGUUGCGCCUGAAAUUUUCGAUAAAUUCUUGUCGAAAUCCCUUGCUGUGACUGCAAAUAGCAUUGAGAAUGCUUUCCAUUGCAAGACACCCGAUUGUAGAGGCUGGUGCAUAAUUGAGAAUGUCCUGAACCAACCUGUCAAUGUGUUCAACUGCCCACUGUGUGGAGUAGAAAACUGCGUUCAAUGCCAGGCAAUUCAUCCAUCAAUGAACUGCCUGCAGUAUCAGAUCCAUUUGGAGGUUCAGUCCGAAAAGGAUCCAGUCGCCAAAAAAUCUCUCCAGUAUUUACAAAAACUGAAAACAAACAAAAAGGCCAUGAACUGCCCGAAAUGUCAGAUCAUAAUUGUGAAAAGUGAGGGCUGUGACUGGAUCCAGUGCUCCAUGUGCCGCUGUGAGAUCUGCUGGGCGACUAUGGGUCCUCGCUGGGGUCCCAAUGGGCGUGGCGAUGAGAGCGGUGGAUGCCAUUGCAAUCUAAACCGAGGAAAGCCAUGCACCCCUAAAUGUCGCAAUUGCCACUAACUGCAACAGCUCAUGUGCAAUAAUUCCAACAAGUCUAUGGUGCUAAAGCUGUAAAAUUCAACUCAAAAGUUAUUUUCAUAUACCGUUGAAUGUAAGAAUGUUAUUCACUAUUUGUGUAUCUAGUGUUAAGGUUGAAUUACUGUCAACUUCAAGAAGAACAAUUUCGUAUGAUUUAUGUCUCAGGUAACUUAUCUCUGUUAAAAACACUACUACCUACAUAUAGGUCACGUUACCAUCAAAAAGUAUCUGUUGUGAAAUCAUUAUGUCGGUAACAUCUGUUGUGAUCCACUAUAUAAAUGUGUAUAUUUUAAAUCAAUAACUGUAAACAUUUUUUUUCAAAGUGAUGUAUUUUGUUUUGGCAAAUGAUCUGUCACAAGUUAAUUGUCAUAAUUUGAAUAGUAUGUGGAACAAUUUAACGAUUUUCAUUUUUAUUUUCAAUAUGUAUGUAUGUCAGUGCUUGUAAGGCACUAGUAUUAUAAGAUAUUAAGUAUUAUAUUUGUCUAUCCAGGCGAUGUUGUACCUAUUCAAGCCCUGUGAAACGAAUAAUUUAUGUCCAGUAUGAUUUUAUGUUGGGACGGUUAUGUCCUAACCGUUAUGUCCUGAUUUUAUGUCCGGUUAUGUCAAAUAAUGAACUUGAGUUCAAAUAUUUUAUACAAAGUGAGUAUAUUGUAUGGGAACCCUUCAAUAAGUUGGAUACUGUUGUAGAUAUAAUACUGUAACUUUCAGGAUAAGUUAUUCUACAAAUACUCUACCUUUUGACGUACUACUGAAUUUUAAUCCCUCAUAAGGGGAUGACUUGGGGGCUGUAACUCAAAUAUUUCAAAUGUAAAAACCCAUUGUGUGGGACAUCACAAUGUCCACACAAUGUGAUGUUUAUUGUUUAAAGGCCAUCUCAAAACAAGAAAGAUGACAUCAAUAAAAACGUUCUAUGAUACUUGUAUCCAAAAUGGCAGCUGAUUGAAGUUUUAUUAUUUAAAGAAAUAUAAGUGGUUGUAACUAAAAUAUUUCAAAUGUAAACACCCAUUAUUUGGGAUCAUUUUAAAGACCUUUUUAAAACAAGAAAGAUGACAUCAAUCUCUGAUAUAUACUUGUAUCCAAAAUGGCGGCUGAAUGAAAAUUCAAGUAAAAACUAAAACUCAAUCAGUCGUCAUUUUGGAUAUAGAUAUCAUAGAACAUUUUUAUUGAUGCCAUCUUUCUUGUUUAGAAAAUACAUUUAAAAUGAUGUCCCACACAAUGGGUGUUUACAUUUGAAAUAUUUAACUUACAGUCCCCUUAUAAGGGGUUGAAAUUCAGUUGUACGUCAAAAUGUAGAGUAUUUGUAAAAUAACUUAUCCUGAAAGUUACCGUGUUAUAUCUACAACAGUCUUCAACUUAUUGAAGGGUUCCCAUACGAGGUGGCGUUGGGUGAAUUGGCGUGGUAGGGUGUUUACGAGGCAGCUUAUAUCGCCCUCUUGUCUGAUUGAAUACAUUACUUUCCAAUCAUCCUAAAAUACUAAUUUUCAAUUUUUUUAAGGUUUCUGGUUUAAAAAAACUACUACUGCCAAAGAUGCUAUAUUCCCUUACUUGAAAUCCUUCAAAAUAACACUGCUCAUUCAUAUGUUCAUGUGUGCCGAUAUUUUUUUCAUUUUUGUUAAAAUGUGAAGUCAAUUCCUAAAUAUUUCAAAAGUAGAAUUAAUUUGAUAAGUUUCAUUUAAUUAGCUUCAAGCUAUUAUAAAAUAAUCGCUAAGGCAUUUUGAAUCAACUUUCCGACUGAUAUUCAAAGUGCCUAUUAUUUUAUUAGUAAUGAUGUUCAUGUUACUCUUAGGUACCUGAAUUACCUCAAUAAUUAAUAAGUGAUAAUAAUCAUGUGAUUAAAUUUUGUACAUGUUUAGUGUAAAUUUUCUAUUAAUUUCAAAAUAUAUUGUGUUACUGCAGUUUUCUA